CUGUUUGGUUCAGUGAACGUGCGUCACAGGCAGAGAGCAGUAUCAUUGUGGAACAAGAAAUUGACCAGAAGAAAGAACACAGCAGCUUCUGCUGUUUACACCCCAUUUCAUGUUGGCCUACUUCAUGUUUUUGCCAGGUUUCAUUUGGUGCAUUGAUAGGAAACACAAACCAGUGUGAGCUUGAUUACACUUAAACACAGGGAUUAUUCUUUUCUCCUCGGUGUGAGACAGAAGACGGUGUGAUGAAGCUCUGUAUGUUUCUCUCUCUCCUGCUCGGACAGUGUAUGCUCUCUGCUCAGUCUGCCUUAUUUGAUCAGAGAAUCACAGAAGGCAGUAACGUCACCAUUCAUUGUGAAAACGAGGGCCGAGUGACGUGGAGUAAACGAGCCGAUGGAAAGAGAGAGAUCAUCCUCAAGGCCCCAAGUGAAGAAGACCCCGUCCAAUCCAAACCUGGUCCAGAGCCCAGAUACAGUUUAUUAAAUAAUUUAUCCCUCGUAAUAAAGGAAGCGUGGGUGUCAGACUCGGGGAUUUACUUCUGUAACGUUACUCCUGUGGUGAAUCUGACAGUCACUGCAUUAAACGCCUUAUUUGAUCAGAGAAUCACAGAAGGCAGUAACGUCACCAUUCAAUGUGAAAACGAGGGCCGAGUGACGUGGAGUAAACGAGUUGAUGGAAAGAGAGAGAUCAUCCUCAAGGCUCCAAGUGAAGAAGAACCCGUCCAAUCGAAACCUGGUCCAGAGCCCAGAUACAGUUUAUUAACUAAUUUAUCCCUCGUAAUAAAGGAAGCGUGGGUGUCAGACUCGGGGAUUUACUUCUGUAACGUUACUCCUGUGGUGAAUCUGACAGUCACUGCAUUAAACGGUGGAGUGAGUGGUGUUGAGCAAGUGCUAUUUGUCAGUCUGGCUGCUCUGUUUUUGUUCCUCACUACAAUAGUGUGAUCCACCAUCAACCUCAGCAUGCAUUAGAGGAAGUCAGACAAUCUGUUACCAGCCAGUAUUCACUAAUCACAGUAAUAAAAAAGUAGUUUCAUAAUUACAGUAUAUGUUCUGUUGUGGAGGAUGAAUAUGAAGCACUGCUUCUAGACCCUGAUCAAAUAAACAAUCUUUUUUUUUCUUA
Messenger RNA from Ictalurus punctatus (channel catfish), 1116 nucleotides. Its product is annotated as roundabout homolog 2. The record is from RefSeq and is a predicted model, not a curated record. NCBI's taxonomy places the organism in Eukaryota, Metazoa, Chordata, Actinopteri, Siluriformes, Ictaluridae. The transcript has 4 exons. Bases 243 to 938 code for a protein of 231 amino acids.